AUGGUGGAUAGGUGGCGACUUGAAACCCAUUGUUUCCAUCUCCCUUUUGGGGAAGUCACAAUCACAUUGCAGGAUGUUGAGAUGCUCUUAAGACUACGAGUUGAUGGCUUGGCAGUGACGAGUAGUUUCCCAAAGGAACUAGUGAAGAGUGGUGUGACACAUGUCAUGAUCUCCUUGGUGUUAGGGCUGACAAAGGGCUUGGAAUUCUUGGUUAAUUUGGUACUCAAGCUAUUGGAGAUGUUGAGAUAUGAGGAAUUGACUGGUUACUUUGUUCUGCCUCUGAUAUGGCUGAUUGAUACUGAUUUACAAGCACCUACUUCUUGUGCUGUUGUUUUGGCCGCCGACGACUAUGACGAACUGAUACUCCUGCUGAACUGCCACCAGAUUGAUUGUGCUGCAAUGGGAGAUACUGAUCGUAGCUGGAUGUAUGGGAAACGCAAUACGUUUGAAUAUAGGCAAGGGGUUGAAAAUUUUCUCAAAUAUGCUGAAGAAAAUAAAAGUAAAAAUGGUGAAGAAUUUCUUGUGUGCCCCUGUUGUGAUUGUAAGAAUCUGAGGAAAUUCCGUAGUUCUGAGCAAGUGAAGAGUCAUUUAAUAUGCCGUGGGUUUAAGAAAGGUUAUGACCGGUGGAUAUGGCAUGGUGAAAGUGUACUUCCUAGUACAAGCACCAGUGAUAAUAGGAUAGACAAUGAUGAAGAGAAUGAUGAUAAUGAAAAGAAUGUAGACACUGAUACAAAUGGAGAGAGUGAUCGAAUAGAUGAACUCAUACGUGCCAUUCAAGGAAAUUUUAGUGAAGUGCCUCAUGUAUUAGAAAGUUUGCUUGUUGAUUUAGAAAAACCUUUGUUCUCUGGGUGUAGUAGAUUUACAAAGUUAUAUGCUGUGUUAAAAUUAUAUAAAUUAAAAGCAGAGAAUGGGUGGAGCAAUAAGAGCUUUACACAGUUAUUAGAACUUUUAAAAGACAUGCUUCCUAAUGAUAAUGAGCUUCCUAUUUCAACUUAUGAGGCAAAGAAAAUAUUGUGUCCGUUAGGUAUGGAGAUUAAGGAAAUACAUGCAUGUCCAAAUGAUUGUGUACUCUAUUGGAAAGAGUACAGUGAUUUACAUGUGUGUCCAAAGUGUGGGGUAUCACGUUACAAAAUAAAGGGUGUUGAUGAUGGGUGUGAGGGUAAGAAAGGCCCUCCGGUGAAGGUGUUAUGGUAUUUACCAAUAAUUCUGAGGAUCAAACGUUUGUUUGCGAAUCCAAUUGAUGCGAAAUAUUUGCAGUGGCAUGCUGAAGGGAGAAAAAAUGAUGGAAAAUUAAGACACCCAGCCGAUUCUCUUCAAUGGAGGAACAUUGAUCGAGCGUUUCCUAAAUUUGGUAAUGAGAAUAGGAAUCUUAGGCUUGGGUUAUGCACCGGUGGAAUGAACUCCCAUGGUAACAUUAACAGUCGACAUAACACUUGGCCGGUUCUUUUGGUUGCUUACAAUCUUCCUCCUUGGUUGUGUAUGAAUCGUAAGUACAUCAUGCUGUCAUUGCUUAUUUCAGGGCCUAAACAACCAGGCAAUAACAUAGAUGUGUACUUAGCACCACUUGUGGAAGAUUUGAAAAUGUUGUGGAAUGAAGGUGUGACGGUGUUUGAUGCAUAUAGUCAAACAAACUUCACUUUGCGAGCUAUGAUAUUUUGCACAAUAAAUGAUUUUUCAACAUAUGAUAACUUAUCAGGCUAUAAUACUAAAGGAGCGAAGGCAUGUCCUAUUUGUGAAGAUGAAACAAAUGAUCUUUGGUUGAGCAACAGUAAAAAAAAUGUCUUCAUGAAUCAUCAGAUCUUUCUCCCUACUGGUCAUCCUUAUCGAAAGAAGAUAAAGUGUUUUAAUGGAAAAGUUGAGACACGAGUUGCUCGCUUUCCAUUAUCAGGCCGUGCGGGUAAGACUAAAGAUGACAUUAAUGCUAGAAAAGAUAUGGUAGAAAUGGGAAUACAAGAUAAGUUAGCACCGCAAGAAUCAGGAAAGCGGACAUACUUACUUCCAGCUUGUUAUACAAUGUCUGAAAUAGAGAAAACAAGCUUUUGUGCAUGUUUGAAUGAUGUGAAGCACAUGUUACCCGUAGCAAUUCGAGAUGUUUUACCAAAACAUGUUAGGCAUGCUAUUAUAAAACUUUGUUUCUUUUUCAAUGUUAUUUGUAGUAAAGUUGUUGAUAUUGAGGUGUUGGAUGAUUUGCAGACAGAUGUGUGUUUAAGAUGUAUGUAUCCAUUUGAGAGAUUCAUGAAGAUACUAAAAGGAUAUUUGAAAAAUCAGUUUCAACCAGAAGGUAGUAUCAUUGAAAGUUAUGUUGCUGAGGAGGUGAUUGAGUUUUGUACGGAUUAUUUGGCAAAUGUUGAAUCUAGUGGUGUUCCUAAAUCUCGUCACGAGGGUAAACUUACAGGGAAAGGUACUAUUGGGCUUAAACUAGUUUCACAAAGAGCUGAAAUUCGUGAUAAAGCUCACCUCGUUGUAUUGCAACAUGAAUCUGAGGUUCAUCCAUACUUUGGCGAACACCUGUCCAUAUUAAGGCAUGAAAAUCCUUCAAAGAGUGAAAAGUGGGUGACCAAUGAACACAACCGCACAUUUAUAAGAUGGUUAAAAGAUAGAGUGAUGCAAGAGUUAUCCAAAGUUCCAAAUAACAUCAGUGAAACCGUUAAGUGGCUAGCUUAUGGCCCUGGUAUACUUGUGUUCUGUUAUGAAGCAUAUGAAAUUAAUGGGUAUACAUUUUACACAAAACGUAAAGAUGAUAAGAGUUCUGUGCAAAACAGUGGAGUUACAGUAGAAGCACUAUCCAGAGAUUACUCUAGUGCCAGAGAUGCCGAGCCAGUAGAUGUUGCUAUGCCAUAUUAUGGUGUGAUUGAAGAAAUUUGGGCACUUGAUUUUGCAACUUUUAGGAUUCCUCUAUUCCGGUGUAGUUGGGUUGAUAACAUACGAGGUGUUCGAAUAGAUGAUUUGGGCUUUACUUUAGUAGAUUUUGAUCAGUUGGGAUAUCAGGAUGAGCCAUUUAUACUUGCAUCUCAAGCAAAACAAGAAAAAGAAAUAUUGUUGACAUUGGAGAUGCUGUGGAUGAAGAAGAAUAUAAUCACUUUGAUGAAACACUUCCAUUUUCUAUUGGCAUUCAAGCUUUAG
Messenger RNA from Ipomoea triloba (trilobed morning glory), 3123 nucleotides. RefSeq lists its product as uncharacterized. The transcript is spliced from 8 exons. NCBI's taxonomy places the organism in Eukaryota, Viridiplantae, Streptophyta, Magnoliopsida, Solanales, Convolvulaceae. The coding region runs from base 1 to 3123 and encodes 1040 amino acids. The record is from RefSeq and is a predicted model, not a curated record.